ACUUUACCGCGAUUUACGAAUUUGCGGACGGGUCUUGUAUUGUAAACAUGCAUUUUUGAUAAAAAAAUGACUCAAAAUGAAACUCUACAUCUGAUCUGGACAAACAUCCCUUCCUGAAAGGAUUGCUGAGAAUUGAAUCAGAGAUAUGGAGGGCUCUGACCAUCUCUUUCAGCUGGAUGAAGAUGACCUGUUUAGCAGUGAUAGCUUUUUAGAGGAACUAGAGCAGGCAGAUAAAGUGGAAAAUGCGGUCUCCAAGCACAAGCAAACUAUGUCCCAUCCUGGACACCAACAAAACACCUUCAGCAAGACCCACACGACUGUACCCUCUAUGCCUGCAAGGACUGCAACAGCAGUUGUACCUCAGGCAAGAACUCCUGGAGGAGAAGGAAGAAAGUUUUCCUUCAAAAGUAAAACUUCACCUGAAAUUCCAUUGCCGCCAUCCGUUGGUAGCUGUAAGCAAGGAGUCCUCCCUAUCAGUACUGGAGAAAGGAUCGGUGUCGAUUGGAAUAGAAAUAAAGGUUUGGUCCAAGAAAAUAGGAAUAAGCUCACUUCAAGUAGGAAAGAUCCUGUGAAUCCAAUGCCAAAUGUGAACAGUAAUAAACUUCCUCAAAGCAUGGCAAAGAUUCCAUCUCCAUUGGCGAAUUUGAGACAGUUAAAUUCAAAGCGAUUUAACCCAGUUACUCCUGUGAACACAAUGUCAAAGGCAGCUUGUGAUAAGACAAACUUUGGAAGUGGGUCUUGCAGCACUCUGGAUACUUCCCUUGAUGAAUUUAAAGAGCCUACUUCAGCAAGCAUGAGUGUUAGCCAUAAAAGCCUUGGGCAGUUGCGCCCAACAGGUUCGACUUUGCAGAACAGUAGACCCCAGAUGUCAAGAUCAGAUGCUGUCCAAGGUGCCCGUGGAACUGUUACUCAAAGUACACCUAGAACACCUGAACAAAGUCCUGGGAGUGUUAGGAAGCCAGUGAUGACAUCUCCCCCUCAAAGACCAUGUACCCCUCAUCAAAAGGGCGUACCGCAAACAAUUAAUAAAACACCUCAAACUCCUUUGUCUUCCAGGGUUGGCUCAAUGCCUUAUGAAUCAUUAAACUACAGAACCAACAAUAGGUCAUCCAUGAACACACCCGCCUCUGCGAGUGCCUCCCAAGAAAGACAAUCAUGUGCAAAUAUGCAAGUGAGACAUAAUGUAGGACAGUCUCCAAGUACAGGGUCAGGAUGUAAUGCCAAUCUAGGAUAUAAUAACCACAGUAGAGGUAGAGGUGUUUCAUCUUAUAAUCAAACCCCUCCACCCCGUAGGCAUGACCUGCAAUAUGACACUAGUAGUCUUAGGACAGCUCCAGGAAGUGCAGCCGCAACUCCUGCUAUGUACGGGAGAGGCAAGAACUUUCCAGGGAGGGGACAACCCCAAAGAUAUCACACUCCCGUUGCAGGACACGCUCAUCGGCAACACACCCCGGUAGCCGGACACGCCCAACAACCGCGAACUCCUGUUGUCGGCCAUGCCCAGAGACAACAUCCUUCCUUGAAUAGACCACCUCUUAAUCAGAGACAGUCCACACCAGGUCAACCUUCCCGACCAGUCUUGACACCCAGAGUGGCCCAGCUUUGCAAAGGAUCGGGUCCCAGUCCUGGAACAGGUUCUGUCCAUGGUGGGACCAGGAAAUUUCCAGGACCUGCUGGAUUGCUCCCUAAGCUGAGUCCUGGUCAGAAGCUGAAAGAUGCAGCAGCUGCUCUCAAGAAAAAGGUUGAAGAAGAAGAAUUAUCUCAGGAAGCAGAGGAGUCAAGUGAGGAGGUUACUGAUGUUGGUGAUUUUGAGCACGGGGCCUGGUUUAGGAUGAAGGCAGAACUUGGCAUAAAAGAUGGGGAUCCAUCAUCGAUCCUCCAACAGAACAAUAUUAACCUUGUCAUUAGAAAGGCAAGCCUAAAGCAGCUGACAAAGAACAAGGUAAACCACCUGUGUGUGAUGAUCAAGACCAUCUCCCUCAACAGCAGCGAUGCCAGCGUCAACCUCUGUGAUCCCAGCGGGGAGAUGCAGGGGACGAUUCAUCGGAGGCUGAUUGAGGAGUACCAGGGGGACCUUAGACCCGGCUCUGUUCUGGUCCUUAGACAGGUUGGAGUCCUGAGCCCAUCCCAGCGCAACCAUUACCUGAACAUCACACCUAGUAACCUGAUACAGGUUUUCCCUGGUGAGAGCAACAGCAGACCAGGCAGCCAGAAGACACCAAAGAGAACCAGGAAACACUCUGGACGGACAACGACCAAGAAGCGUCCAUCCGAGGAAGAAUCACCUGGAAAUGAACAAAGAUCAUCUCCUGUCGCUGGCAUGGGCUCUGCAACAGGGAGGAGAGGCGAAGAUGACGAUGGACUUGGGUCAAGUGAUGUACCAGAUGUAGUUGCCAUGGAUACAGAUAAAUACCUAGAGGAUGAUGAUGCAGGAAUAUGGGAGGAAAUGCUUGAGGAUGAGGAAGAUGUGCUGCUAAUGGAUUCUCAACUCAGUGCAGGUGAUGCGAAACCCGGACUAAAUAUUACAAAAAAUGGACCAACAGGAGAGAGACGGGCAGCACAGUCUAAAAACUUUAAUGGGGUAGAAUCAUCUUCUUUGUCCAUCUCGCCUCACCCUAAGGAUCCUGCAAUGGCUCAGGUCUCUCCGCCAAAGAAACAUUCACCACCAAUUUCUUCGGCGGAUACUACAUGUACAUCAACUUUUUCCUCAUCAUCAUCAUCGGCAGUGUUACCUGUAACAACCAAAAGAUGCCAUCCUGUGUCAUCUAAGCCCACUCCAAGUGUUGUCAAGUGUGCUGAGGAGAUAAAGAGGCCUUGCCUAAGGGAUAUUUCUGGUCUUGGGUCAAACACAGGUGGAGGAUUUCAACCAAGUGGACCGAACAAGGGUCUAAAUAACUGUAGAGAAGAGAGUAUUGGUGAUCUUCUUGACGGACUUGAAGAUGAGCUGUUUGAUGACUUCUGAAGGAAGCAGGCAUCACCAAGGAAGAUUGUGAGAAUGUCAUGUGUUCUAUGGCCAUUUGGUCUAAUAAAACUAUUAACAGAUGCUGCACAUCAUCUAAUUUAAUACUGUAGGUGUGUAACUAGUUUGUCUAUACCAUGUUGUCUAAUGUCUCACUCUGCCUUCUAUAAUCAGUUUGUCUUAUGUGCAGUACUAGCCACAGAAACAUUAGCGCUCACAGAGCACUUGCAGUAGGCCCACUCACAUCUUUCAGAUUGUGAUGUCUAAGAUGUAAAUAAUGCAGUGUUGAUUUAAUAGGCACCUGAUCAAAUAAAAUUUUGAUGUAAAUUUGAUGGUAAAUUUAUCCAAUAAAACACAUUUUUAGUUUAUAUACUUAGCAUCACAUCUGUUUUUGGACUUUUGUAUGAAUAUAAGCAUGUAAUGAAAUGGAGUAGUAACAUGCACUUUUGAGGAGAUUUACCAAAAAUAAAGAUUGUCUUUUUAACUUAGGAGUUUUGAGCUUGGCAAUCAUCCACAUCACUUCACAUCCCGUGAUAUUCACUUUUAGAAAACGAAACAUUGAUGGAAGAGUAUAGUAGUUCUGCUGCCUUAUAAGGGGAUACAGAUGUGGUAUUAUGUAUAAAACUAUAAAUAUGUGUGUAAUGCAUGUAUUUCUAUGUACCCAGUACUGCUGUUUUCCAUGCCUUUUCUACGUUUGUUAUUGCUUCUAUUUAUGUCACUUCUUAAGGUUGUAACCAAACCUGUUUGUGCAUGAUGUAAAAAGGCCACAAUGAAACAUGAUCCCUCCUACCAACCCUCUCCUAACAAAGAAGUUUGUUUGCCUUUCAAAUAUGAAAUUUGAUAUUUUUUAUAAAUUUGUAAUUUGUUGUCCUUGUAACUUGCUAUAACGGUAUAACAUGGAAUCAGGGCUCAGUAGAUAAAAAAAUCUAGGUUUUGGGGUUUGUUUAUUAACAUGUCAAAAUUGCCACUGUUGUAAUUUUGUUACAAAACAGGCACCAGCAAAAUCUUCACUGGAAGAAAGCAUCAAUAAUUUUAUUAUUUUUUGGGCUACCUGAAUCUUCCAUUGUGAGGGAAAGUUUGUUGUUCAUUUUAGUUUUCAAUGAUGUUCCUUAUUGUGGCAUUUGGUGCUUAUCCAAAGAGAGAUAAGGUUAUCGUUCAUAUAAAUUUAUAUACUGUAUAUAUAUACAUAUAUAUUUAGGGUAAGAAAUCCACCUUUACUUUAUUUUAUCAUGAACAUUACUUCAAACAGAGUGUUAAUCAUUGAUGUAAAAAAAAAAAAAACCUAUAAAAUUAAGCAUGUCUACUAACACUAGUACGUUGCUGUGCACACAUUUUUGCAUACAUGUAUGUGCAAGUAUAAUAAAAAAGAACAACUCGGUGCACAAUUGAGUGCAUUUGUGCAACUCAUAUUUCAUUGAAGAAAAAUUGUAUAUUUUAUAGAUCACUUUUCAUUUCAUUCACAAUGCAUUCAACCCACCACUUUGCACUGAAGGAUCAGAAUAUGAUCCUAAUGAGAGAGAGAAAAAGGUAUUUUCAUGUCACAUUUAUGUUGUUAAAUCAUCAGUAGUAUCAGCAAUUCUUCUAUGUUUGAUUAAAAAAGAUAUCCAUAGUCGUUUUAGAAAGUUAUUCUGGAAAAAGCAUGAAAGAUUAAAGCACUGCUGUAAAACCAAAGGUCAUCUCUUGCCACUUAUGUUGUAUGACUGUAGAUACAGACUUAUGUUUAGUAUACAUGUAUGUAGAAAGGUGCAAAGAUAAGUCUUCUUCUUCGUUCUUUUUUCCCCAUUGUCAAUGUCUUAAAAAUGAUUUAUGUCCCCUUAUGAUGAAAAAUUAUACUUUCUCUCUCAUUUGCUUGGGCAAUAAGCCAGUUCGUAGUUCCAUUCUGCGCAUGAUCAGAAGAUUCUGCGCAUGAUCAGAGAAAGGUCAUUUGUACUAAAGUGGCAUGGUGGUUUAAAAUUUAAUGAGAUAAGCACCAACUUUGGUGUCUUGAUUAUUCAUAUAUUCUUUUCAAUUGUGUUUUUCAUUUGCAUCCACAAAGAACAAAAAUGCGUCCACGACUGGUAUUUCACUGCAGUUUGCCAAGUACAUUGUACAACAUGCUAUAAUAUGCAUUCAAAGUAGAAAUGCAACAAAUACCUUCAUGGAGUCUUCAAUGGUGUGCUAUUCUAGUCACCUGGUAUAAUUCAAUUUCUUCAUCCUGCUAUGUAAGGCAUUCAAAUGUUAUAUCCUGCUUUGAAAUCUGCUUAUCAUAAUGAAAUAGAUGAAAGGUCAUUAGACCAAAAUUUUCCCUGAUGUAACUACGAACUGGUCUAUUAACCAACGUUCUGCAGGAAGCCUGCUUUAAGGCUUGAACGUCUUUCAGAGUGGCUUUCAAGGAUUUGCUAUUGUUUUGUUUAGAUAUGUGAGGAUAACUGAUUAAAAAAUUGCCUGUAGGAUUCCUGCAGGAAACACACAAUUCUGAAUUUAAUAUCACUUUUUGGAAGAAAGCUUUACAACAUCUUCACCGGGGCUGCAAAAAAACAUUAUUUUUAAUUGAUUGCAAAUUCAAUCAUAAAUUGAUUGAAAAUGUAUUGAUAGAUUAAUUUUAAAAUCAAAUAAAUCCAUACCAUCUGUUGGAAGGGACAGACCAGGGCCCAAUCUUACAAAGAGUUGCGAUUGAUCCGAUCAAUCACAACUAUGGACGGCCAGCAACGUCAACAUCUAAAAAUGCAAAUUUGUUCAAAAUAUUUUCUAGAUGUGAUGUACAUUCAUACAUUUAUCGUUCUCUGGAAGAUUCAGUGUGAUUCUCUUUGUUUUAAGGAGAUUGUGCCAAUUCCCUGUGGAAAAAAAUUAUGACACUGAUGGAUUUCCAUAGAGUUCUGAUUGAUUGGAUCAAUUGACGGAGCCCAGUCACCAAUUUCAAAUUUGCAAUUGAUUAUAAUACUUAUGAUUGAUUUGGAAGGGUGGAAUCGAUUUGUGAUUGAUUUUACAUUUCUUGCAGUGUCACCUUACUUUGUAUUUGUCUUUACUGACAUCCAGAUGAAAAAAAAGUCUCAAAUGAAUGACUCUUAAAUGCCUUGCAACACGUAUAUUCAACUUGGUAGUUUGCUAGUUGCAUCUUGGGCAGGAAUAACUGUCUUUCCUGGGUAUUUUCUUUAAGAAUUUCUGUCAUAUGUUUACCGAUAACUAAAGCAGAGCCAAUGUUAAUGGAACAGCCAACUGUACAGGGACUGAAGCUGUUGUUCUAGUUGCUUUGAUCCCUGCCAUAUGUAGAUGACCCUGAUUUCAUUGUAAGGUUCUUACAGUGCGAAGACUAUCAUGUACUAUUCAAAGAUUGAAUAAAGCACAUAGAACAU
Messenger RNA from Lytechinus pictus (painted urchin), 6291 nucleotides. RefSeq lists its product as uncharacterized. Bases 146 to 2962 code for a protein of 938 amino acids. Gene Ontology annotation, biological process: recombinational repair. The record is from RefSeq and is a predicted model, not a curated record. Lineage: Eukaryota; Metazoa; Echinodermata; Echinoidea; Temnopleuroida; Toxopneustidae. The transcript is spliced from 8 exons.